Messenger RNA from Torulaspora delbrueckii, 840 nucleotides. It is a transcript of the gene RNA15, whose product is annotated as Rna15p. Lineage: Eukaryota; Fungi; Ascomycota; Saccharomycetes; Saccharomycetales; Saccharomycetaceae. Gene Ontology annotation, cellular component: mRNA cleavage and polyadenylation specificity factor complex. Gene Ontology annotation, biological process: mRNA 3'-end processing. The transcript has a single exon. Gene Ontology annotation, molecular function: mRNA binding. The coding region runs from base 1 to 840 and encodes 279 amino acids. The record is from RefSeq and is a predicted model, not a curated record.
AUGAGCAGGUCGUCCAAUAAUACUUCACAGAAUCACGCUCCUUCAAAAGUCGUUUAUUUGGGGUCUAUUCCCUAUGACCAGACAGAAGAACAAAUACUGGACCUUUGCAGUAACGUUGGUCCAGUGACUAAUCUAAAAAUGAUGUUUGAUCCACAGACUGGUAAAUCUAAGGGCUAUGCUUUUGUCGAAUAUAAGGACCUGGAGUCCAGCGCCAGUGCCGUGCGAAACCUUAAUGGGUACCAGUUUGGAUCUCGACUGUUGAAAUGUGGUUACGCUUCUAACUCAGAUAUAUCAGUUUCUGAUUCCUCACAACAGCAUUCGGGUCCAGGAUUGCAGAAUUCGACCUCAUUCGAAGACAAUGCCACCCUAAGGUUCCCAGAACUGCCCGCAGGUAUCGAUGUCAACAUCAAUAUGACCACCCCAGCUAUGAUGAUCUCCAGUGAGUUAGCCAAGAAGAGCCACGAGGAGCAAUUGCAAUUACUACGUGUGUUUCAAGACUGGUGUCGUGAGAAUCCAGAGGACGCAGUUGAACUGCUAAAAGAGUGCCCACAAUUGAGUUAUGUGAUCGCUGAGCUGCUCCUGACCAACGGUAUAAGCAAAGUCGACGAUUUGACGCAGCUGGCAGUACAAAAGGAUGAUGGUACCGGUGGAGCAGGCGACAGCAGCAACCAGGGAACGGCCACACCGGUAGACCCAGAGACACUAAACAAACAGCGAGAAUUACUCAGUAAAGUGCUACAACUGAGUGAUAGUGAGAUUGCAGUGCUACCAGAUGACGAGAAGAUGUCACUGUGGGACUUGAAACAGCGUGCCAUGAGAGGCGAGUUCGGCAUCAUAUAA